Molecule: messenger RNA, 1077 nt
Organism: Linum tenue
Lineage: Eukaryota; Viridiplantae; Streptophyta; Magnoliopsida; Malpighiales; Linaceae
Source: the annotation of a GenBank genome assembly
GUACUUGAUACAUAUAUAUAUAUAUAUAGUAAUUUUGUUUCAGAAAGAAAAAAAAGUGAAAAAAACUCAUCCACAAAAGAAACCAGCUAGUUACAGCGGGCAGGUCAAUCUCGGGGUGGGCACAGCCACGAGUCGGGUGGCCCGGGGAGCGGUGAGUCCGAAAACAUCACUCAUAUCCAAAUCAUUGGGCUUCAUCCCGUCGGGCAGCUCCCAUUUAAAGCAAUGAAGCAAGUGGGCCACCCCGAGAUCCAGCGCGUACAGACCCAGCUGCAUCCCCGGACAGGACCUCCGACCCGACCCGAACGGCAGGAACUCGAAGUUGCUCCCCUUGAAGUCCGGCAUCCCUUCCUUGAGAAACCUGGCCGGCUUGAACACGUCCGGUUCGGACCACGAGUUCCGGUCGCGUCCGAUGGCGAACGCGUUGAUCAUCACCCGCGACCUCUUCGGGACGGAGUAGCCGCACACCUCCGCAUCCUCCGCCGUCUCGUGGAGGAGCAGCGGGAUCGGCGGGUGGAGGCGCAACGUCUCCUUGAGCGUGCAUUUCAGGAAGCUCAGCUUCUCAAAGUCGCUCUCUUCGACCCGGCGGUCCAGACCGACAACCUCCGCCAGCUCUUGCUGAACCACUCGCAGGUCCUCCGGGCUCUUCAUCAGUUCAGCCAUAGCCCACUCGAUUGCUGACGCCACCGUUUCAGUCCCACCAAACAUCACAUCCUGCAGCCAAACCAACCCCAACAACCCCGUUAAAUUGUGUUUUCUCCUUACGCUAUUCCCAAAAUAAAAUAAACUCAUUUCAUUGCGCGCAGUUAUUAUUUCUGGCUCAUAAUCACUUUUACAAGCGAAAAAAUUACUUUCCCUAGCUAACUCUCCCAUUCUAGCACCAAUAACAAUAUAUAUGUUCAGCCUGCAAGCAAGCAAGCAUCAAGGAGUCCAAGUUGAUGACAGCAUAUGGACAGUAAUCCAAAGGCUAGCUAGAUUGUAAUUUCUGCUUCACACCAUUCUAAAAGAUGGUUCCUACCUUUUUGGACUUUUCUCCUCCUAAACAGAUUGAUAUUGUACAAAUUCACAGCCAGACAAGUU